This is a messenger RNA of Labrus bergylta (ballan wrasse), 3170 nucleotides long. RefSeq names its product KH domain-containing protein akap-1. The record is from RefSeq and is a predicted model, not a curated record. Lineage: Eukaryota; Metazoa; Chordata; Actinopteri; Labriformes; Labridae.
CUGGGCGUCUGUCGGUGGCUGAAGAAAGAGCAGGACACGUUUUGUCAGGAGGCUUAAAGAUGCUUCAGCUCCAGCUGCGACGGAGUCAGUACUCAACCUGAGUCCAGACGACAGUCUAUGGUGACAGACCACGACGUCAUUUACGUUUUCUGUUGGCUAGUUUACGAAUUACCUGGCUCGUUAGGUAACACUACUCUCCAGCAUUUUUAAAAAAAACAGCCUCCAGCAUUGAGAGGCCGGGCUGCAGCGACAGACAGAAACCACCAUGACUCCUGUGGAGACUCCUCAGCAGCAGGUGGUCCUCAGCAAGCCAUCUGUUAUCACACAAAAAGUGCAGUUAACAUACAAGCUGUUUUUGCUGGAAAACGCCCGGAAUACACUACAACAAGAACUGAACAACUUCACCAACAAGGCCUAUGAAGAAGUUCAAGGUUUCCUGAAUUCAUCUAUUCCCACCAGUGUUUUCAGUGAUCUUUCAAUGACUUUGGAUUCAAAAUGCCGAGCUGUUGACAAGCUCUCGGCUUCAUUAAAGGAUCUCACAUUCAAGUCACAAGUUUGUGGCAAGAGUGGUGGAACAACAGACCAACUGAAGCGAUUCAAAAACAGAGGGAUCAAAAAGACAGAUGUUCUGAAGUUUGGGCCCAUGUUGCAGAACUCGUUCAUGGCCAGCUCCAUAGCCAAAGCAGUCCAGGUGCUUGGAGACACACUGUCCCUGCAGCAGUUCAAACAUUUCCUCAUUUCCCAGCCUGCUGCGGUCCAGCAGGAUGACAUGAUAUGCAGCGUGUCGUCCAGCGAUAACAGCACAGUUGCGGAUGCAAGUUCAUCAUCUAACUUGAAAGCAGAAGAAAAAGAAAAAGCAGUUGUUUUUGAGGAGAAACAGUCACCAGAUGCUGUGAUUCUUGCACCUGCUGCUAUACAGAGUCCCCAGAUUAGCGCUGAGAGACUGCCCCUACUACUACCUCCCAUACAGGCUGUUCUCCCAGAGAUCAGUAACUCUAAACCAAUGAAAACAACACGGCUAAUGAGCUGGGGAUGUGAGGAAGAUGUCCAGGUGCAACACCGAAAACAAACAUCCUCUCAGCUGCUGCACUUCCUCAGAGCCAAAGGUAACAACAUGGGUGCACUAGAGGUCACAGUCAUGGAGUGGAGGAAAAGCAUGAGCGCUUCAAGUUCGCCGCUGUCGAUGUCGCCUACAAUCAAAACACAAAGCUACCAAUUCAGACAGGUUGUGGCAGAUGAGCUGAUCAAUGCACUGGCUCCAAAAUCGCUGCUCACAGACAUUGAUGACCAUGCACCAGUCUUCAGAGUGAAGAGAGUGGAGUCAAGUGGCUCUCUGACCUACACUUGUGUGAUUGCAACAAAGACUGAAUUGUGGGAUAUCGGCGACAUCUUCACAGGGCUGGGACAGGGGGGCUCUGACAUUCAACCCUUUAAAAAUGAAAAUUGUGGAGGUAUAAUGUCCCAGGUGGAGGCUUCCUUUGUUAACAUUGAUUUGAAAACCCAGACUGACAAUUGCACAGAACCUGAACGUGAGAGAAAUCCUAAUGCUGUAAGAAGGCCAGCCAUCAACGGUACUCCAAUGCCUGAAUUCCAGACACGGAGAUUUGAAGAGACUGAAGUUGUGGUGUCUCAUAUUGUCAGCCCAGGCAACUUCUACAUCCAACAUGCUGACUGCAUCACAAAGCUGCAGGCCCUUAUCACAGACAGCUGGAAAGCAAGUAGUUCAUAUGCCGAGCAGAACUUCAUUCCAGACAUUGGAACUCGGGUAAUGGGCUGGUUCCCUAAGCAGGAACAAUGGUGCAGGGCUCAGGUGACCAAGAUAUGUGGUGUGAGUGGAGAUAAUAAUGCCACUGAUGGUGCUGGGAGUGGGACAUCCAUCAAGGUGGAGGUGAGGCGGCUGGACUAUGGUGACACUGCUUGCCUGUCACUGUUGAACAUCAAGGAGCUGACCCCAGAUAUGACUGCGCUACCACUUCAGGCUGGACAGGUCUCACUUUCAAAUGUGACGCCUUUGAAUGGGAGUGAUUGGUCGGAGGAAGCGGUGGGCUGGUUCCAAGCAAUGGUUCACAACAGGACGCUUUAUGCCAGGCUCUACCCACAGGGGCCCAAAGUCACAGUCGAGCUGUUCCUGGAAAAAGGAAAGCUUGGGGCUAUGAGGAGGGGAGCAUCAUUGUCUCUGCGGCUGGCCCAGAACGGACAUGCAAAACAUACAAAAAUGAAAAACGUUGCCUCAUUGAGAAAAAGCGCAGCUCAAAUGAAAAUGAAGAAACAGGACUCUGAGUGGGAGAAAUACCUCAUCUCAUGCUACACUCAAAACAAGAAUUAAGAAAGGCAGGGUUUUUUGUUUUUGUUGUUCACUAAGCAUGCUUGAUGGUCUCUGAUUACUCAUAAACAUUGUAGCCUUGUUAGGUUAGAAAAAUCUAAACACAAAGAUGUUUAAUUGUUCUUAAAAUAGAGAUAAAUAAACAAAUCCAGGUUUGAUUGACCAUCUGUAACAUACAGUGGAACUUUUGACUUGCUGCUGUGGUCGUCACAGUGCAGUACAGCGAACAUUUAAAGGUAUUAAAAAGUCUUGAAUGAAGACUAAAGGUGUUGACAUUUACACAUAAACUAGUGUGUAUCAGCUUUCUUGUGUAGUUUUAUGUCUUAAUUUUGUAGUUCUGUGUCUACUGACUAUAAAGCUUGUGUUUUAUUUCAUCUAGGAACUGAAGUUGUUUCUUUUUUCAUUUGAAUCUUUAUUUAGUCUUAAAUUGUUACUUGUGUUUCUGAAGUAAUAACAGAAAAGUGUUAAUAUUUUGAACAAGCUUUUUUAUGUAACAAAUGAUCUACAGGGACCUAAGAGUUUAAUUGUGAUGCGUAUUUAAUUUAGAGCAUUUCCCUUUGUACUUAAUAAUUAGCAUUUCCUUUAAAAGCUAGUCUUAUUUUUUUAAGCCACUGGAGAGUGCCCGUUCACUAAAUGUACCCACCCUUUAUUAAGUCACACCUGUUUUGUAUUGUACAUACAGUUGGCUUACGUUGAUUCAUUUCUUUGCUUCACUUCCUGUAGUAUUCAUUAUUAGAGCCAUGUUGUCUUGGUUGAUAUUUAGUUCUUGUAAAAUGGCAUCUAUUAUUUUGAAUGAACAUUGUAUCAUCAGCUGCUUUCUUAAUAAAUAAAACAAACGUUGCCUUCA